Nymphalis io (European peacock) is the source of this 2599-nucleotide messenger RNA. RefSeq lists its product as uncharacterized. The record is from RefSeq and is a predicted model, not a curated record. Lineage: Eukaryota; Metazoa; Arthropoda; Insecta; Lepidoptera; Nymphalidae. The transcript has 7 exons. Bases 178 to 906 code for a protein of 242 amino acids.
AUAUACAUUUAAAUUAAUAAUUGCGACGAAACCAAACUUUUAUCUAUUGUAAUAAUUGUUAAUUAAUUAUGUUCUAACUGUGUUUUAGUGUUAUACAUUAUUAUUAUUUAAAAAAAACUUAUCGUGUAUGAUAUUUUAUGAAUUUCCUACUUCUCGAUUUCACUUUAUACAUUUAAAAUGCAGGCUAGCAACGACUCACUGUCAGUUCUAACACCAAAUAUAAGUGGAUCGCCAGCUGUUUUAUUAACUCCUGGACGUACAAGAAACAUCGCUCAAGAUAUGGAAGCGUUAAGGCUUUCUAGACAAGACAAUCCAUAUUUACAGCAAGUUAUGGCGAGCAGAGAGAGUUUAAUUGAAAGCCAUACUGAGGAAUGUGAGUCGGACGAUACAAUACUAAUGUCACAGGAGUUUGGUAGUGCGGCUUUAGAUUUCGUCGAAGAUGAUCCCAUGACCCUUAAAGAGGUACAUGAACACUUAAUAAGAUCACCACCGCCGACAAGUUGCUGGCCACAUGAUUCACUGUCGUACCGUGCAUCCAGUGCGUUCGACUUCGCAGACACACCCGUCUCAUAUAGUGCUUACUCGGUCAAUACCCAGGAGAAGGAUUUGUUACCGUCCCGUUCUCCGCGUCGCGGUGCCAGGAGUGAUGAGUCGAAGAACAACAACACGCCGACUCGACCUCGGUCUUCUAGAUCGGUUUCUCCAAGGUCACACGACCUGACCUUAUGCGGCCGUCCGUUGUCAUUACCAGGUGAAAGUCAUCUCCGUACUGCUCUCAGUAAAAAACCAAGUGCGCCACAGAUGGACAGGUUUUCGAUACUACAACACCCGAGGCCCCUCCGACGGCCCCACACUAACCGCCGAGACGAGGACAGCGUUAAAUUGGUCCAAGAUUGCGACAAGUAAGGCAACACAGAUAAUAAAAAAAAAAUGUAAGCCAGGAUUAUUCUCGUUGUGCAACAUCCUUGUGAGCGACCUUGCUGCAAUACAUGAGCAAGUUUUGUCGGAAUACGACAUAAAUGCAAGUAGAGCUUGUAACGUUUUUGUGGAAAUCCUUGCGAUGCAAUGACCUCGAUUGAAGGAUUGGUGGGUAAAAGUUGCAAGUUGGUAUUUGUACUCGACACGUUUGUGCAAGAAAUUAUCAUCCUUUCUAGACAGCACAUAUUCUCGCGAUAAAUAUCAUGAGAUUGCGUACAUUGUUGUAAGAAAUAUUGUGAAGUUCGUGUAUCCAAUGGGAUCUUUGUUUAAUAAUUUGUAGAUGCUUGCUUUUAAUGGUGCCCUUUAUAUUAUUUAAAAAAAAAACAUUGUAUAUUUUUAUUAAAUUAACUUAUAUUUUUUAUUAUUUUUUUUGUUAUAUAUAAAAAAAAUAAUGUUUAAUUUUAUUAGUUAUUUCCGAAAAUGUUUAGGCGCAUUAAUUAUAUUUAAUUCCAUUAAAUAUCGAGAGAGAACUAAAUGAUAAUUAAGUAUUAAUAUAAAUAUAUUAAAUUAAUUUAUUAAAACAAAAAGUAAAAUACAAAUACGUGAUAUUAAAUUAAAGAAAGCUUGUAGUGAAGUAGACAUCUAUGUUAUUUGUUAUGGCAACUUUUUGGCAUUCUACUAUGCUGCGUCAUUGGGAUCUUUACUUAUAAAAAAAAGGUGGUAUAUGUUACAUGGAUAAUGAAACAUUCUUCAACGGUAAUAAUGUCAAAAUAAUAAAUUUUAAUUAAUAUAUGUCGUAAAUAUUCAAUAUAUUUGGAAAAUUCGGUUUUUUUUUGUUUAUAAAAUCGAUAGUGUGAAAAUUUUAAUUACAAUUUGACAUUAAAAUUUAAGUCAGAUAAAUACUAUUUUAAGUUAGAAUAUUCGAGAAUUUAUUAUAAUUGUUCUACUAAAAUCUAUUGAUUUAAAAAAAAAACCUUGUCACAUAGUUCUAACAUUACAGUAUUAUAAUAGUGAAACCGCAAUCUUUUAAAAUAGAAGGAAUUGAAAAUCUUUUUAAGAAAAUUGUAUAAAACUAUAAAAAAAAAUAAGUAUUUUUAAUUAAUAUUAAUAAUUAUUACAUGUAUAUUAUUAUGUAUAACUAAAUAUGUUUCAAUAUUGUAAGUUUUAAAUAUAUAACGGAUUAGAAGCCAAAGGAUUAGUGUAUUUAAUGUUACAAACACAUUCCUAAAUGCUCAUCCUAGUAUUAAUUCCUAAUGUAGGCAAUCGUAGAUAAUUCGAUAUUCGAUUAAUUGUGAGUUAGUGUUGCCAGAUUUUUAUAGCAAGAAUUUUAAUAUAUUUACUAGUGAUGCGAUACUGGUAUCGAUAUUUUUUUAAAGUAAAAAUCUUAUUAAUUGGUUUUAUAUUUAUAAAAUAUCAAUUAAGUUUUGUCAAUUAUUUCACAAAUAUUUUAAUAAGUUUUAUUUUUAAUUAUUGUCAUUAAAUAGCUAUCAAAGUAUCGGUAUCAAAUUCGAUGACGAUUUCAUUUUUUUACACGCAGAUACGAAUGUUGCCCACUAAAAAAAACGUGAAGAAAUCAGUGUAGUUAUAUAAAAUAUUUCUUUUGAUACUCCUUUUUGUUAUACUGUAAUGUAUAUGAAGUACAUAAUUUUUGUAAUGUUUUUAAAUGGCGUUUAUUAUAUAU